Messenger RNA from Rhodofomes roseus, 1735 nucleotides. RefSeq lists its product as uncharacterized. The coding region runs from base 1 to 1305 and encodes 434 amino acids. The transcript has 6 exons. Lineage: Eukaryota; Fungi; Basidiomycota; Agaricomycetes; Polyporales; Fomitopsidaceae. The record is from RefSeq and is a predicted model, not a curated record.
AUGGCGAUUGAGAUCGAGACGGCCUCGAGUGCACGACAGGCGAUUAGUACUGGCGAUGCUGCCAAGGCCGAACUGGCCGACACUGGUAGCGGCAUGGGCAAGUCGUGCAGCGCGAAGUCGAAGCGCAGAGACGACACGGACCUGGAGAACAGUCCGAAUCCGGUGCUGCAGAGCGCAGUAUUUGCACUCAAGAAAACGGACAUAGUGCAGCUGAACGAGCAAGGGAUACAUGCCGCCGCACAUUUCAUUCAUGGUCGUCUUCAGACAGAGUCCUAUACGCCUCGCACCUGGCACACACAUCCACUGCACCUGCUUCCCCCUGAGCCCUAUUCACCGGCCGACCCGUCCACCCGCGCCUGCCUCGACUGGAUCUUCCUCAUCUCCUCGCUUAACUUCAGCUUUUGGUCGGAAAGGGAGGGGUUCCCUGAUCGGUACGGAGUGGACUGGCGCACUGGGUGGGGGAGCGAAGAGAGGAAGGUGCACACUGGGUACUGGGCUUUGGUUGCUGCCAUUAACAGAGCGAUUGAGGAAGGCAUCCCUAUCACCGACUCUGGGUUCUACUCGUCAAGCAACGAGUGCCCGGAUGGUGUAAUCGAGCACGUCUUCAGACCGGCCGCACAAUGCAGUGAGACGAUUCCCCUCCUGAGGGAGCGCAUUGCCAUCCUGCGAGAAAAUGGCCAGAUUUUGCGCAAGCGUUUCGGAGGCUCUUUCCAAGGCUUCUGCGACGCAUUCUUACGGAAGUACAACGGCAAGGGCACAAGCCUGCAGCUCGCUCAGAUGAUUGUUGACACCUUCCCCUCUUUCCGGGAUGAAGUCGUCUUUGAGGGGCGAAAGGUGUGCUUCUGGAAGCGCGCACAGAUUCUUGUGGCGGAGACCUGGGCUGCAUUUUUCCCAGCCGAUGAUCAACCACAUCCUCUCUUUCCCGUGGACGGCGCCAUCAGCCAAUUGACGAUGUUUGCCGACUACCGUGUCCCGCAAAUCCUCCACCACCUACGUAUGCUGGACUACCCACCGUCGCUGGCGAAGAAGCUUCUGUGUCACGAACCGUUCGCUCCGGCCUGCCAAGAGGAGGUCAGCAUCCGUGCUGCCAGCAUCGUCGCUGUGGAGAGGGUCCGACAGGAGAUACUGUGUCUCAAUCGACACCCAAGCAAGAGUGUGCAGACGAGGGACGAAGUGAGUAGCGUAGUGAUAGACUUCUACUUGUGGGAUUUGGCCAAAAGGAUUGAGGGUGGCGAAGAUAUCGUCGAGGAGAUAGACACGAACGAUCCGUUGCCCAUACACCGGACGAGGAGUGUCUGGUAUUGAUUUCAUACAAAGUAUCGUACUUGCUGGAUAUCAUACAUAACUUAGUCGUACUCGUACAUCGUAUCAUAUUGCAUAUUACUGCAGGAGGAUUGAAGUCGUCGGAAGAGGGGUCAAAAGGAGGACCUCCGCGUGCUGCCUCAGCCAGCAUGCGUGCAUCGUCCGGCCGUCUGCCUUCAUACAGAAGUUUCGUCAUGUUGCGAUUUCCGUCGCAAGGAGCUACCAGCUUCUCCAGUUGCUAAGGCCGAAUGGGAGCGUCCAUCCGACAUUGCGUAGGUUUCAGUGUCAUCGUCAAACCAUUCCAGCUCAUCCCCGCGCUCCGUGCCAUCAUCGGUAGAGCUUCCUGCUACUGCAGAUCCAAAGUUGCCCAGGGCACUCGUGAAGCGGAUGUCGGACAUGUGUGAGGUUUGUUCGGUCGUGCUGUCGUUAGGGU